Messenger RNA from Meloidogyne enterolobii, 367 nucleotides. NCBI's taxonomy places the organism in Eukaryota, Metazoa, Nematoda, Chromadorea, Rhabditida, Meloidogynidae. The record is from the annotation of a GenBank genome assembly.
UUUUUUUCGAUUCGUUUGUGGAGGAAAAAUCGAUCACCAGAACAAUGCACCAGAACAUGGAAUGGUCUAUUGUGUUGUAGAGGUGAAUUUUGAUUUUCAUUGGGCAGAGACUGGUUCUUCUUUAAAUGCUUGUUCCAACCUUUAUUCAGGAAAGAGGGCUUUUAGUGAGCCUGAAUCUAGAGCACUUGCUGAAUUUUUAAAGAAUAAUAAUGAGGAGGAAGGAGAAAGAGUGUUUUAUGCUUUUGUGAGUUUUUUCUAAAAAUAUGAGUUAGGUUGAGGAGGUUUAUAUGGAAGGGGUGAUAUAGUGAAUAAUGGAAAGCAACUUUGACCGCUUCCUCACAUAAAAAUGAUUCACAGGAUAUCCUGC